Molecule: messenger RNA, 6814 nt
Organism: Amphiprion ocellaris (clown anemonefish)
Lineage: Eukaryota; Metazoa; Chordata; Actinopteri; Pomacentridae
Gene: camk2a
Product: calcium/calmodulin-dependent protein kinase II alpha
Exons: 18
Coding region: 158-1594 (478 amino acids)
Biological process (GO): protein phosphorylation
Cellular component (GO): neuron projection; cytoplasm
Molecular function (GO): ATP binding; calmodulin binding; calcium/calmodulin-dependent protein kinase activity
Source: RefSeq, a predicted model, not a curated record
CAGCAGUCCUCAGAUGCUCAGAGAGACGGAGACUCUGCUGCUCCUUCAUCCUCCUCCUCCUCCGCUUCCUCCGCUCCCACUGACCCGCGGCCUUCAUCACCUCCGCAACCAUCAUCAUCCUCGGCAGGAGCCCUGACCCUCGCCCCGCCGGGUCGCCAUGGCAACGGUCAUCUGCACUCGAUUCACCGAAGAGUAUCAGCUGUACGAGGAGCUGGGCAAGGGAGCGUUCUCCGUGGUGCGGCGCUGCGUAAAGGUUCUGUCGGGUCAGGAGUACGCCGCUAAGAUCAUCAACACCAAGAAGCUCUCUGCUAGAGAUCAUCAGAAGUUGGACCGUGAAGCUCGAAUCUGUCGACUACUGAAACACCCCAACAUCGUUCGACUACAUGACAGUAUUUCAGAGGAGGCACAUCAUUACCUCAUCUUUGACCUGGUAACGGGUGGAGAGUUAUUCGAAGAUAUUGUAGCCAGAGAAUAUUACAGUGAAGCUGAUGCCAGCCACUGUAUCCAGCAGAUUUUGGAGGCGGUGCUACAUUGUCAUCAGAUGGGCGUGGUGCACCGAGACCUGAAGCCAGAGAACCUGCUUUUGGCUUCCAAGUCGAAAGGAGCGGCGGUGAAACUGGCUGAUUUUGGCCUGGCCAUCGAGGUGGAGGGAGACCAGCAGGCCUGGUUCGGUUUUGCAGGGACUCCUGGGUACCUUUCUCCGGAGGUUCUGAGGAAGGAUCCGUAUGGGAAGGCAGUGGACCUCUGGGCCUGUGGUGUGAUCCUUUACAUCCUAUUGGUCGGUUAUCCUCCAUUCUGGGAUGAAGAUCAGCAUCGUCUCUACCAGCAGAUCAAAGCUGGAGCCUACGACUUUCCUUCUCCAGAGUGGGACACAGUGACUCCUGAAGCCAAAGAUCUCAUUAAUAAGAUGUUGACCAUCAAUCCAGCUAAAAGGAUCACAGCAGCCGAAGCACUAAAACACCCCUGGAUCUCUCAUCGCUCCACCGUAGCGUCCUGUAUGCACAGACAGGAGACAGUCGAGUGUCUGAAGAAGUUUAACGCCAGGAGAAAACUAAAGGGAGCCAUCUUGACCACCAUGUUGGCCACCAGAAAUUUUUCUGGAGGAAAGAGUGGAAGCAACAAGAAGGCCGACGGCGUCAAGGAAUCAUCUGAGAGCACGAACACCACGAUUGAAGACGAAGACACCAGAGUGAGGAAACAGGACAUCAUUAAAGUCACUGAGCAGCUCAUUGAGGCGAUCAGCAACGGAGACUUUGAGAGCUACACUAAGAUGUGUGAUCCGGCUGUGACGGCGUUUGAGCCCGAGGCGUUGGGGAAUCUGGUCGAAGGCCUGGACUUCCACCGUUUCUACUUUGAGAACUUGUGGUCCAAGAACAGCAAGCCGGUCCACACCACCAUCCUGAACCCGCACAUCCACCUGGUGGGCGACGAGGCCGCCUGCAUCGCCUACAUCAGAGUGACGCAGUACAUCGAUGCCAACGGGACGCCUCGCACCGCCCAAUCAGAGGAGACCAGGGUGUGGCAUCGCCGCGACGGCAAGUGGCAGAUCGUCCAUUUCCACCGCUCAGGCUCCGCCUCCACACUCAGCAACUAACUUCCAGAGUGGGCGGGGCUUUGAUGGGGCCGCCGUCGCCUUGACUACAGAUUGAUUGACAGCAGGCCAGGCGUCUGACACCAACCAAUCAGGAUUUUGUUUGAGAAGAUUGACGAGAGCAAAAUAGCGGAGGAGACGACGGACCGGAAACCGCAUCAUCAAUCAAUCAAUCAAUCAAUCAAUCAAUCAAUCAAUCAAUCAAUCAAUCAAUCAAUCAAUCAAUCAAUAAUCAACUCACCAACCCCCUUGUCAGCUCAUUUGAAUGUCAACCACGCCCCCCUCGUGAUCAGCCAAUCAGAUCUUUUGUUGUAGUUUAGCUACACACAUGGUAAUAACGUGUGGAAACCUUGUAUCUCCAGCUUUUCUUCCUCUGCAGGUUCAGGAGGUUUUAACAGGACAAACAUCUGUCGACUCCACAGCAUGAACAUCUGGCCAUCCAGGAGGUGGUUAGCGUAACUUAGCACAAACACUGGAAACGGGGGAAACUGCUAGCCUGAUUUACAUGAUGUGUUUAACUGAAGUAAAAAAACUGAACUCAUUUCAGAUGUUCGGACUCAAAGUCACAUUUAGUUCCUGCUUAACCUUUUAGUUCCAGCAUUAGCUAGCUCAUUAGCUAGCUCGUUAGCUUCACCUACAUCACAUUAAUCAGCUAAAACUGACUUUAACAAUAACAAUAAUAAUAAGUGUGAGCUCUGUUUUCUAGUCUUCUGGGAGAUACAAGGUUUUCAACAUUUCUGUUUUUAUCUGCAGAGUCCAAGAGUCGCAUUGAUCACUAAUAAUAAUCGAUUAUCUCAUGAUCACAACUAGAAGAUGAACCAGAACGAAGUUUUUAUAUGAUGUUUUAAUACUUCCAUUUUUCCAUCUUUAACGGCAGGUUUCAUGUGUGAAUAAUCACCACAAAGACAGAAAUAUAACCGUUCCAAACAGCUAAUUAUUAGGCAGACUUCGUGUUUUAUUCUCACCAGUCGUCAUGAAUCAUUAGCAUCCGGGGAUUACUCUAACUCUAAGACCCUUUUGAAACCCUUUGGUUUAUUAUUUAGGUCUGAGCACCAUGUUAUUAUUAUUAUAUUUUAUUUGUCCGCAGAAAGAAACGCAUUUUUGAGGCCCUAAAAAUACUUGAAAAUGUGUGAAAAUUUGCUCCAAUCUGCCUGAAAAUUUACAAAUGUGAUCAGAGUCUGGCCUUCCUCACAUCCAUUGGCCGAAAUCCACUCUCAGUCACAGCGCCACCUGGUGGACAUGCUUGGAUUCGCCAACCAGCAAGGAUGCGAGGAACCAAUCAACACUACUUGCAGCUUUAAUUAGUCUUUUUCAGUUUUCGUCCGUCUUUUGAAUUGUAAUUUUGGCAGCCUAAAAUACUGGAAAACGUGUGUAAAUUUGCACACACAUCAGGACCAGUGAUAAAUUUGAUAUUUAGGGGAAUUGCACACGUGUGAGCCAAAUGGCUCAAUAGCGCCCCCUGCAAAAUUUCAAACAUUUAUUACGACCAGUAUGUGUGACUUAGACUUAUGAAAUUUGAUACACAUAUUUAACUCAUCAAAAUACACAAAAAUGUAAUUGACACCCAUUCCCAAAACACCACAGGAAGUCGGCCAUUUUGAAUUAUGUGUCAUAUUUUGGACAAUUUUGGACCAAUUUUUGCACGUUUUCAAAAGGUGUCAUGUCAAACAGGGUAAUCCCAACAGAGCUGAAAUUUGGCCAGGAUGUACACCAGGCAUGGGUGUUCUUAUCAAAAUGCUCCACAAAAGUCUGACGGUGUGGAAAUAGCGGCCAGUGGAAUAUUGAUGUUUUGCCAUGAAAAAGGAAGUGCUGCAUGUCUAGCCUGUAGAUGCUGCAAUCUGCCUCAGACUUUACAUGUGUGAUCAGAGUCCGGCCCUCAUCACAUCCAUCAGCCGAAAUACACUCUCAGUCGCAGCGCCACCUGGUGGACGUGCGUGGGAUAGCCAAGCCGCAAGGAUGCGAGGACCCGACCAACGCUACUUGCAGCUUUAAUAUUUAUUUUCUUUUCUUUGGUUUUAACAUUGAAAUCUAAAUCAUUUAUUUAAUCUGGAAUUAUUCUGUGAAAAGCAGUGAACUGAUGAUUUUUAAAAUAGUUUCUGACCUCAGUUCGUCUAGAACUAGACGCUCUAAAUAUAAAAGUUGUCUUCAGAUGUUGUGAUCUUGAGAUGAUUCAGCUUCUCUUGGACUCUUAGAUUCUUUCUCUGUAAUAUUUAAAUUGUACAAGUGAUGAAGUUUGGACGCUCAUCUCUCUGCUUCCAUCGGAGCACCAGAAGCUUCCAUCGCUGUCUGAGAUCUUCCAUGAACCCCCCUACCCUGUUCUAACGAGGAACCUUAAUGAGGAACCUUAACAAGGAACCUUAACGAGCUGUCUGCCUGCACUUCAUUGGAGAAGAAACUUUAUUGUUCAGAGUUUACAGAGAGAUUUGACAGAAGGCAGUUUACUGGAAGAGGAAGAAGUAAAUAAAAAUAAGGGAGCUCAGGAAAAUAGAGGUUGUUUAGUUUUAGAAUCCAAAACAAAUUCAGUCAUUUCAAACUUUAAAUUUAGUAAAACGUGAUAAUUAACAUGUGAAUUCAUUAAACUGACCUGUUUCUGGGGGACGAACAAACUGACUUGAACUUCAGAAUUUUCGCAUUAAAAUGCCAAAAAAAAACUCGAGUGACGCUCAGACAGCCAAUCAGAAUCACCCGUCUGACCAGAGUCUGUCGAGAUAAAGUACGGAGGCCCAGAAGUGACAAUACUCAUGGACAGUUUUUAAUCAAAACAAAAACAUCAUCUGUGUAUCGAUUAAAAUGACCGAAAACAUUUGAAACCAUCUGAACUUUUAAUGCAGAAGCUGUUUUAGAGGUUUGUGUUUUGGCCAGUUUGUCCCCUCCGGGCCUCCGUACCGCUGAUAUCCGGCCUCCUGCUGUGUCAGGGUGUCGGCAGUGUGAAACCUCAUAUCUCCGCCAGGUUUUUGUUAUUGUUGUUGUUUUUCGGAGCCUUAAUGAUCUAAUAACUCAGAAUUUAACCUUCAACAUUAAAGCUGCAUCUUGGAUUGUGAAGUGAAAUAUUAACCUGCUCAGAGUCUCGGUGUUCCUUCAGGAGAUAUGAGGUUUUGUUUGGCUUUCGCUGGACUUCUGCAACUUCUUUUCUUCCUCUUCAGUAUUUAUUUCUGUACAGAUUCUGUGAUUUUACUGCAUGCUGGACUUGACUUAAUGUUUUGUGUUUUUCGGCUGCUUCGCGCUCCAACUCGGACUUGUUAGCAUUGCUAGCGUCCCUCAUUGGGAGCAGUGGUGUCUGCUAGCCGUGAGCUAACAAAACGCCAGCGCCGUGGACUUUGAUAUUCUGCAACUUUUGAGCCGUUGUGUUUGUCUCAGAGGCUUUAAGCAGCUUUUUAUCGUCGGGAGAAUGUAGAACUUUGUACAAUCAGAUUCUUACUAUGACUUGGGAUGUUAUUACUCUGGAUCUAUCGUGUUUGUAAGUGGAAGCUUUGUAACGUUGGAUCGGACUUGCUUGCAUCGUGUGAAUCCACUUUGUGCAUUAUGAGCUUUUUGACUUCUGUUAGUAUGAGAAGUAUUUUAGAGAGUGAACCGCUGAAUGUGUCGCUUCACCGCUGCUUUUAUUUACUCGACAUCUUGGCACCGUUUGGCUUCCCGCUCAACAACACUCAGAGGCCAGGAGGCCGAACAUCGAAUGGCUUUAGCAUUUUAGUACAGAUGUUCUCGUAACCGGGGUCAUUCCAGAACUGGAGGACGUGUUUGACAAUAAACCUUCUCUUCUCCAGGUUUCUGCUCCAUAUUCAUCAAUAAUAGGUAUUGAUUGGCUCAGCUUCCACAUCAAUGGUAGCAUUUUUAUUCCAUGUUUUCUGUGUUGUUUGCUAACCCUACUCUAAUCAUAGUAACAGGGUUGCUAAUCCAUGCUAAUGUUAGCUUUUUCUCAGCAGUAGAAGCUAGAUAUUUAGCUAGCUGUUACUGCUGACCAAGAGGACAAACUGACUGAUGGAAAACAGUCCAAAGAAUUAGUCUGAUCCUGAUAAUAUGAGCUGGAGUGAGUUCUGGUUCCGUUUAAAGUUCCGGUCUUUUGGCCUCCUCGUCUCUGAGCUGCAGCGUCGGGACUCCAGGGGGCGCUGUGAGUGAAUGGCUGUUUUCUACCGUCGAUAAUCCAUGUUUUCUAAACUCACUCUGACCUUCGACGACACUUGAAAGUAUUUAGUGGAAAUCUCUGGGGAAACGUUCCUGUGAAUAUCUGAGAUGUCAUUUUUUAGAACUUUUUUGGUGUUUAUGCUUGAACCAGUAGAUCUAAGACGUUCUACAUCAUGUUUGUUCCUGUGAAGCUCAGCGGCUUCUGUAGCGGACGACGCUAAAGACUCGGCAGGUCGGAAGUUUGUGUUCAGCAGCUUCACCUGCGGCUCUGAGCGCGCUCAGUACAGGAUGCUUUUCUACCAACGGGACGGGAAACAGAAGGACGGACUUCCUGUCGCCUGCAGAAGGAGAUCCUGUUAGCAUAGUUAGCUGCAAACACAAGGAGGACCCGUUAGCAUAGUUAGCUACUAACAUUAGGAGGCUAAUAAUGCUAACAUCAUUGGUCCAGGACGGACUUCCUGUUGCCUGCAGGAGGACAACCAGUUAGCAUAGCUAGCUGCUAACACUAGGAGGCUAAUAAUGCUAACAUCAUUGGUCCAGGACGGACUUCCUGUCACCUGCAGGAGGACAACCAGUUAGCAUAGCUAGCUGCUAACACUAGGAGGACUUGUUAGCCUAGUUAUCUGCUAACGCUAGGAGGCUAAUAAUGCUAAUAUCAUUUGUCCAGGAUGGACUUCCUGUUGCCUGCAGGAGGAGAACAUGUUAGCAUCGUUAGCUUCUACCACUAGGAGGACCUGUUAGCAUAGCUAGCUGCUAACACCAGGAGAAUUUGUUAGCAUAGUUAACUGCUAACACUAGGAGAACCCGCUAGCAUAGCUAGCUGCUAACACUAGGAGGACCCGUUAGCAUAGCUAGCUGCUAACACUAGGAGGCUAACAUGCUGUUUCCCGUCCAGCCGCUCUGCAGAACCAAUAAUCAGCGAUCAAUAAUCGAUACGGGGCUUUUCUACUCUGCUGUGGUGUUUCUGCUGCAUGCUCGGUGUGGAAAUGUGAGCGAGAGAGAGGCUUUCUAACGUCUUCUUUUGGACUGUUCAGUCGUUUUAAUCUUCUUCUUCUUCGUGUUCAAAGUGUUUCUGUAAAUAAACUGAGGUGGUCAAAUGCU